UAGAUAUUGGAUAGAUGGAUGGAUAUAGUUGUUUAUUAAAUAAUGAAAUUGGCAGGUGAAUUUUGUGGUGCACCACUAUGGUCAUUGGACAAAAAAGUUAUUCUGCCCUGGCUCCUAUGUAAGUAAGUUGAGGCAAUAGGCUAUUUAGACUGGCAAUAUAGCUUACUGUUGACAUCUGAAACUUUUGAUGCAAUCUAAAGAAAUGAUAUCGAAGAGAAAGAUGGCACUUUGACAACCAAUUAAGAACUUGAAAAACGUAGCAUUUCACACUGCAGAAGCCUACACCUCCCUUAGUUAUAUUAAUUACCAUUCGUGAAUAUAAAAUCUGUAGUUGGAUAUUCUUUGUGAAAUAUUUGCAGAAAGCUCAGCAAAUUCAUGUGCAAUUAUUUGACUAACUGAUCUGCUAUAUAGCGAAAUAUGGCAACGGCAUAUUUAUGCGACACAAGGAUGUAUUUGUUAUCCAUUAUGAUAUAGCGUUAUCAUAUAACCGUUAAUAUUUAAAUCGCAUGCCAUAAUAUAAUCACGAGAUCAGACAUGAAGUGGACGAGAUUUGUGAUAUGAUGGCAAAAUAAUAAUUGCUUCUUCAGUUUUAACUGUGACCAAGUAACUUCCAAAUGACCACCCGCACAAAAAUUCAGCUUUGGUGUUCUGCUGAACAAGAAAUCGGUAGUUUUCUGCUUAAAAUGAUUUGGGAAGUUUAAGAUGAGCCCUUAGAAAGAAAACACUGUCUAUUGUUCUAAUAAACCGUUUUGGAUAGUGCAUUUCCGUUGUUUCUAGUAGGGGGCGCUGCAAUGGCUUUGGGCCUUCGGAUCUUUUUGUCUGAGAACUAGAUCCCGCUGCCGCUUUACAGUGUGUGCGAUUGCUUGGAACCGCGUCUGUAUCACACUGUCAGACCACUCUGAAACGAACACAACUGCAACCAAAACAAUUAAUUGACCAUCUAGUACAAUGACAAUUUUAGUUCGCCUUCAAAAUCGAUCCUAAUUCGAAUGUUUUUUUGAAGUUCCCGUAGGCUAAAUCGGCUUCUGUUUUCUGUGUGCAUAUCAGUCAUUAUUAGCAAGCUAGCCAUCGCUCGUUCUCUUAUUUCUUUAACUUUUUUUUAAACACUCGGCUUCGCGAAUGACUGCGCGCCGGCGGACUAUGGGAUCCUUGGUGUCUUAGGAAGCAUACGAGUGGGAUUUUAACUGGUUUUAACUAAUAAAAAAUGGCUAAUUCGACGGGGAAAAUUCAACCAGAUCAUCGAAGGAAAGGACUGGCUUUCCUGGACGAGCUGCGGCAGUUUCACCAAAGCAGAGGAUCACCGUUUAAGAAGAUCCCCUUCGUUGGUGGGAAAGAGCUUGAUCUUAAUGCUCUCUAUACCAGAGUCGUUUCUUUAGGCGGAUUUGCAAAGGUUUCAGAGAGGAAUCAAUGGUCCGAACUCGGUGAAGAUUUUAAUUUUCCCAAGAGUUGUUCCAACGCUGCCUUUGUUCUGAAACAGUACUACCUUCGCUAUUUAGAAAAGUAUGAAAAAGUCCACCACUUUGGAGAGGAUGAGGAGGAAGUACACCCAGGUAAUCCUAAACCAUCUCUUCCAAUCGGUGCGAUCCCCUGCUCCUACAACUACCAGCAACACACUGUAUCAGAUUACCUUCGCCAAAGCUAUGGUCUGUCAAUGGAAUUUUCUCCACCAUGUGACUACAACAAACUGGUGCUGUCUCUGCUGUCGGGCCUCCCAAAUGAGGUGGACUUCGCCAUCAAUGUGUGCACCCUCCUCUCCAAUGAGAGCAAGCACGUCAUGCAGCUGGAGAAGGACCCCAAACUUGUCACGCUACUGCUCGCUCAUGCUGGAGUCUUUGAGGACUCUUUGGGAAGUUUCUCUGCUGUUUUUGGGGUGGACUGGAAGGAGAAGACGUCCCGGGACUUUAUGAAGUUCUGGAAGGACAUUGUGGAAGAUCCAGAAGUAAGGGACCUCAUCUCAGACAAAAGCCACAGAUCACAAGAUGGAACAGCGAGGGAGGAAAGUGAGGUCUCCCUCUUCCACCCUCCUCGGAACAUGGGCAUCAGUGACAUCGAAGGGCAGCGGGUGCUCCAGAUUGGCGUUAUUUUGCGAAACCUUUCAUUUGAGGAAGCAAACGUCAAACUUUUGGCAGCUAACCGCACUUGUCUGAGAUUCCUUUUAUUAUGUGCUCACUGUCAGUUCAUUUCGCUACGGCAGCUGGGACUGGACACUCUUAGCAAUGUGGCAGGGGAGCUUCAGUUGGAUCCUGUUGAUUUUCGAACAACUCACCUCAUGUUUCACACCAUCACAAAAUGCUUAAUGUCGAAGGAUAGAUUUUUGAAAAUGAGGGCCAUGGAGAUAUUGGGAAACCUCUGCAAAGCUGAGGACAAUGGUGUUCUCGUCUGUGAGUACGUGGACCAAGAGUCGUACAGAGAGGUCAUCUGUCACUUGACUCUUCCCGAUGUCAUGCUUAUCAUCUCCUCCCUGGAGGUGUUAUAUCAGCUGGCUGAGCUGGGGGAGGUCACCUGCACAAAGAUUGCUUCUGUGGACAGGAGUAUAGAUUUGCUGGUGCGUCUGGUUUCGGUUGACCUCCACACUUUCGGACCAGACGCGCUGACUGCAGUCAAGUUGAUCGAGCAUCAGAACGCCAGCAGCCAGGUGGGGUCAGAGGUGCGACCACAGCUGGUGGAGCGGCUACCAACACAGAUGCAGGGGACACCACCUGCACCAGCACCGAGAAAUCCAGUUCAGUCUCCUCCUCCUGGAAUUGUGGAAAUUGAUGGAGAGAAGUUUGCAACUCAGUGGCUAAAUGCGCACUUUGAAGUUCAUAGUGACAGCUCUGUCUCCCGGUCAGAAAUGUACUCUGAGUACCUGUCCACCUGCAGCAGAAUGGCACGUGGCGGGAUUCUCACUUCCUCUGGAUUCUACAAGUGUUUAAGGAGCAUCUUCCCAAACCACACGGUAAAGCGAAUGGAGGAUUCAAAGACAAGUGGUCAGGCCCACAUCCAUGUGGUCGGAGUCAAAAGGAGGGCCAUCCCACUCCCCAUCCAGCUGUACUACCAGCCACUGCCUCCACCCACCCCUGUACCUCGUCAGGAGGCACCACAAGCCUCCCCAGCACCCUCUACAGGCUUGCCACAAUGCCCUCCAAGUUUGGGUGGCCUGUUCCAGCAGACAGCGGUCAGUAGCCUUACAGCCAAUCCAGCAGCCUCCCGGCUGGCCUUUCCUAUCCAAGGGGCCCCCAGCUCAUCUCAGACUGUUCCCAGGACACCCCUAACCCAGCAGCAGCUGUCCCAGGGUGCUGGCAAGCCAGGAGACAUCUCAAAACCUGUGAAAGUCCAGAGCUCCUCCUCUGCCUCUGUCCAAAACCAUACAGCCAUCCACCAGGCUGCGGUCAAUGUGGUGACUUCCCAGGGCCUGUUGCAGCAUCCUCCCAUUCUCACACCUGGGGGGGGCCCAGUUACUGUGUUUCAGCAGGGCCUUCCCCAAACUCACAUCCUGACAGGGCGCGUUACAAGUGCGGCCCCACCGGUUGCUGUCUCAGGACAGGCACAACCAGCCCCACAGCAGCCUGUCACCCAGGAGACGGUGGUACUGGCUCCUCCACAGUAUGUGGCUCACUCACUCCCCUGCUCCUCUCUGCAAAAUUUCCAAGUGGCCGGAGGCCAGGUGUUCACUAUUGCUGGCAUGCACAAUUCACAGAGCUCACGUGUCACCUUCCAAAACAUUGCUCCCAAACCUUCUCCGCCCCAGACUACCCUGGCAGCCCAAGCUGUGCAGCAGGGUGUGGUCAUCGUCAACUCCUCCCCCCAGCAGAGCCAAGCUUUCGCUCCAGCUCUCCAUCAGAUAGUACUGGCCAACACCUCCACCAUCCCAGCCACUCAAGCCGUUCAGCUGGCUGGACAGUCCAGCAUGGCCACCUGUCCCCCACCGACACCCUGCACUUCACCUGGCGGUCCUAUGUCCCAGGUCCUGUCCACCCCCUCCAACCUACCCCAGGCCCCAGGCCCACCCCCCACAGUUAGCCAGAUGCUCUCUGUGAAACGCCAGCUGCAGCAGCACCCUGCAGCCCUAACACCUGGACAGCCUACCUCCACGGAGUCCAGCUUGAUCAAGCAGUUGCUGCUUCCAAAGCGGGGCCCUUCUACACCAGGAGGGAAGCUCAUCCUUCCCGCUCCGCAAAUCCCACCGCCCAACCACGCACGAGCCUCUAGUCCCCAUAUGGUCUACCAGGUGGCCAACAGCUCCAGUCCCAGUUUUGGAGUACAAGGCACGCCACAGACCCCCCAGGUCCUGGUGGGCCAACAGAAUGUGCAGCUAGUGCAGAGCCCCAUGCAGUCGCAUGGCGCAGUGCAUACCGUCCCUAUCUCAAACCUGCAAAUCCUGCCUGGUCCACUCAUCUCUUCCAGCAGCCCAGCCGCCAUUAUCCAAGGUACCCCCGGCAGCCAGAUGACUUUUACAGUUGUCCCCAAUACUGGGUUUGCUGCUGCCACUGUCAGCCAGUGCGGUGCAUCGCAGAACAUCGGCACUGAGGGUGCGGUGACACCAGCACAAAUGGCAGUCCCAAGCCCGCCUCUGGCCACCUCCCCAGCCCCCACACCUCCUUUCAAGGGGGACAAGAUAAUCUGCCAAAAGGAGGAGGAGGCUAAGGAUGCCACGGGGCUACACAUACACGAGCGCAAGAUCCAGGUGAUGGAGAACUCCCUUGCCGAGGGAGCUGUCAAAACAAGCAAUGGGGACUCAGCAGAGAUUGGGGCCCCCACCACCAGGCUGUUAAAUGGGAAGAAGUGUGCUGACUCCAGUCUACCUCCUUUCAACUCAGGGAAAAGCCAGGUGGAAGUUGGCCCGUGUUUGCAGAUCUCGAAUGGGCCCUUGUCUGAAGCAAAUGGGGUUCAGGGGGCAGGGCAGCCAGAUAUGGUGGAGUCCAAGGGUGACCCCAAGCGGUUUCUGGUGAAUGGGCUCUGUGACUUCGAAAGAGGGGAUGGUCCUCAUCUACACAAAAACAUUCCAAAUCACAAGGCUUCCAAACACUUGGGUAAUGGGGAAAUUGCUUCCCCGAAAUGGCAAGAGAGCCUAGACCCUCCUAAGCAAGACACUGCCAAAGCCAACCAAUUGGAGCGAAUGUCCAAUGGGCCUCUGGUGGCCUGUAACUCCAUGUCCAUUAUGAACGUGCAAGCGGAGGUGGCGCCCUCCCCCUGCGUGAAGAGCACCAGCAAUAGCGCCGAGGUCUCCAAUGGCCCCCUGCGGCCGAACCAGCAGCAGUACCAGGACCCUGUAUUCACAACCACCACAAUCCCCCACACCCCUUCUGCUGCCACAACAGACACUCUGCCCUCUAAUGGCACCGGGAACGAAAGCAGGGCUGCCAAGAGGCUGGCGCAGGAUUCAGACAGAACGGCCGUCUCUGGGAUACCCAGCAAAGUCGGGGUACGGAUAGUAACCAUCAGUGACCCCAACAAUGCAGGAAGCAGUGCCACAAUGGUGGCAGUUCCCGCGGGCGCUGACCCCAGCACAGUAGCGAAAGUAGCAAUAGAAAACACUGUGCAACAGAAGCAGCACCCAUCACCAUUUGUGCUGCCAGUUGUCGCUCAGCCACCAUCGAUACCAUCACCUUCCCCCCCACCCAAGACCACCAGUGAGACAUCCAUCCCCACACCCCCCCUGGUUGUAUCCCAAGCACCUGAGAGCCCCCUGGAGCAGGACAGGAAGCCUGGCCACAACUUCAAGUGUUUGUGGCAGUCCUGUAAACGAUGGUUUGAGACUCCAUCUCAGGUGUUUUACCAUGCGGCCACCCAGCAUGGAGGCAAGGACGUGUACCCUGGGCAGUGCCUGUGGACGGGAUGUGAACCGUUCCCACGCCAGAGACUGUCCUUCAUCACCCAUCUGCAGGAUAAACACUGUUCACGGGAUGCCCUGCUGGCUGGAUUAAAACUUGAGGAGCAGUCACAAAGGAGCAAUCUGAAAACACUCAGACCCCAGCCUGAGGCAAGUGUCCCCUCCACUCCAAGAGCACAAAAAGCUCUGGUCAAUCACCCCAGUGCUGCCCUCAUGGCCCUGAGGAGGGGAUCCCGAAACCUGGUGUUCAGGGACUUCUCUGAUGAGAAAGAGGGACCAAUAACCAAACAUGUCAGAUUGACAGCUGCCUUAACCUUGAAGAACAUCGCAAAAUAUUCAGACUGUGGCAGAAAGUUGAUGAAGCGACAUGAAAACCACCUAUCUGUGCUAGCUCUCAGCAACAUGGAGGUGUCCACCACACUCGCCAAAUGCCUUUAUGAACUGACCCGCUCACUCCAGGCCUGACCUCCAAAUGGGACCGCCGCUCCGGACACAGGGGUGAGGGAGGGGGCAAGCCUGCACUCCCCUAAGGGAAGCCAGGGGGAACCACACUUCAGCCACAUCUCUGAAGAGGGCUAUAUCAAUGGAGAGAGACUUCAAGGCACUGUCUGUGCCUCUCAUCGCUCACUGUACUGGAAUCAGUGAAAUGGUCUCACUGUACUGGGAUCAGUGAAAACAGUUCCUUUCGUUCUUUCCACAAACUGCCACGGGAUCUUCCAGCAUUCAUCUGCAAACGUCCUGCCGAUGGAUGUGCCACCAGCCCCUUGUCGCUCCAUCCCUAGCACUGUUUUUACUCUCUGCUCAAUAGUCCAUACCGUAACAAUCAAAUGCCGUUUGUACUCCCUGCCCAAGUACGAGCACAUUUUUCUAAUCCUGGGACUGUUUGCCUAAACUUGGUUGAGUAUGUGUUUCACUAGAUUGAAACCUGUGGGUCGGAGUAGUGCAAAGGCAAGAUGGGUUGGGGGAGGGAGGGUUUAGGGUUCAGAUUGGCAGGUUGGCAACUGGUUAGAGUGUUUUUCUUUAGAACUUGGUAGGUUGGUUUUUCUUACUUGAGCCAAUAUAUUUUCACUUAUUUAUUAUUGAAAUAAAUACCAAUAUGUCAAAAUGAGAAAAAAAAAACUUGUAAAUAUUUGUGAAUAUAUAUAAAAUCCACUCAUGCCACAACUGUCACUGGAGAAAGAUCAUAAAAGCGUUACAGUUGGUCCGGUUGUUUUUUAAUGGUCCCCGUCACUUCUAUUCAAUGUGAUUAUAUACACAGCAGUGGAUGAAUGUUCUACAACAAUGUGUAAAUAGUCUGCAAAGGUACAGCUGCUGUACAGAAAGCAGUUUUUUGUGGAACUGUGAUUUUUUUUUUUUGUAUUAUAAUUCCUUGUAGAACUCAUUUUGCUGGCUGAAAGAGUAUGGAAUAAUAUAUCAUGUCAUUUUUGUAGAAGAAAAAAAACUUAUUGAAGGUUUUUUCCUUUUUUUGGCCCAACAUGUAUCCACUGUAAACGUUUGUCAUUGCGCAGGCUCAGCACUUGCGCAGAUUCUUUUGUAUUUGUAAAUUGGUUUAAUACAUGGAGUUUUAUACAGGUUUUCUCCUGUUAUUAUAUUUCCUUUAUGUGCAGGUAUGAUAUUUUUCUUCACUACUUUUUCUAUCUUAAUAUAGUGUGGAGUUUUAUUGUACGAUUUCUUUUUUUUUUCUUUUUUUUUUCAUUCUUAAUGCCAUGCCACAUUCCGGCUCUCAUCCCCAGACUGUCUUUGGAGCGUGUUCCUGUAAACCUUUCUAUCUGCCUGUUGUAGUAGCAUCCAAACGGGACGUCCCAUCACCAUUUCUGCUGUGUCAGUAGAGUGUGCGAUAUGAAUAGACCCAACCGUCUGUUAUAGAUUGGCUUUAUUUACUUUGGUGACUGUUUAUAGUUUUUAAAUAAAAAGAAUGAACAUU
Molecule: messenger RNA, 7736 nt
Organism: Anguilla anguilla (European eel)
Lineage: Eukaryota; Metazoa; Chordata; Actinopteri; Anguilliformes; Anguillidae
Gene: arid2
Product: AT rich interactive domain 2 (ARID, RFX-like)
Biological process (GO): regulation of DNA-templated transcription
Cellular component (GO): SWI/SNF superfamily-type complex
Molecular function (GO): DNA binding
Source: RefSeq, a predicted model, not a curated record